GGGAGAGGAGGGGCUGAGCUGUGCUGCACCGUGCAGCGUCUCACCUCUGACUGAAGCCCAGCACCACCUCUCAUCUCACUAACUUGUCCCGCGCGAGGAUGGGUGCGUUCCCCUACAGCAGGAGCGGGUGAAAGUGCCAGAAGACGAAUGCUGUCUUACGGGAGAAGCCAUUGGUAACCGGAGUGUCUUUGGGCGUCGGUAAUGUUUUCAAUUGGUGACUGCAGAAAUUUCCCCAACGUGUCGGCGAGUCGACAGGCAGACCGCUGCUUUACUACUGGUGCGCUCUUGGAGAGGAAGAAUGGACACGCGAAUUGUUGCUUUUUUCCGCGGCUCAAAUAACAGUAUUUGAUUGCUGUCGUUUAGCCUAAUAACCUGAGACAGUUAUUGUCAGAAAGUCGCACAGGCGAAAACAGGAUUGAUUGAUUCAUUGAUUGCUGGUUUCGCUUGAGGAGGAAUUCAUGCGCCUAUAGCUUCCACGGGGCCAAUAUGCCAGAAUGGGUCCUCUACAGUAUUUAUUUCUCUGUGGACUUUUGUACACCCAAACCCACGGGUCUCGUCUACGCCAGGAAGACUCCCCUCCCCGCAUCGUGGAGCACCCCUCUGACCUCAUUGUGUCCAAAGGGGAACCAGCCACUCUCAACUGCAAGGCAGAGGGCCGCCCGACCCCUACGGUGGAAUGGUACAAGGACGGGGAGCGCGUCGAGACGGACCGCGACAACCCCCGCUCCCACCGCAUGCUGCUGCCCAGCGGCUCCCUCUUCUUCCUACGCAUCGUCCACGGACGCAGGAGCAAACCCGACGACGGCAGCUAUGUGUGCAUGGCCCGAAACUAUCUAGGGGAGGCCGUAAGCCGGAAUGCGUCUCUUGAAGUUGCAUUGUUACGCGAUGACUUCAGACAGAACCCGCAGGAUGCGGUGGUGGCAGUCGGGGAGACUGCCAGUCUGGAGUGUCAGGCUCCACGCGGGCACCCUGAACCAACCACCUUCUGGAGGAAGGAUAAAGCUCGUCUCGACCUCAAAGAUGACAGGAUCACGGUCCGUGGGUCAAAGUUGACCAUCACAAAUACAAAGAAGACCGAUGCUGGGAUUUAUGUUUGUGUGGCAGCUAAUAUGGUUGGAGAGAGAGAAAGUGAAAAAGCGCAGCUCUCAGUGUUUGAACGACCGGUGUUUGUGCAGCGGCCCGUGAACCAGGUGGUCUUGGUGGACGAGAGUGUAGAGUUCAGGUGUCAGGUCCACGGUGACCCUCCGCCCACACUGCGCUGGAAAAAGGAGGACGUGGAUAUUCCCCGCGGCAGAUAUGACAUCAGAUAUGAGAAGGAGGACUUCCUGCUGCGGAUCAAGAAAGCUUCAGUGAGCGAUCAGGGAACAUUCACCUGCCUGGCAGAGAACCGCGUGGGUAAAGUGGAGGCGUCUGCCUACCUGACUAUCAGAGAGGCACCCCAGUUUGUAGUGCGACCCCGUGACCAGAUUGUUUCGCAAGGUCGAACAGCUACAUUUCCGUGUGAGACCAGGGGAAAACCUCAACCCACUGUCUUCUGGCAACAAGAGGGUAGCCAGGAUCUUCUGUUUCCCAACCAGCCGACACAGGGCGACAGCCGUGUUUCCGUGUCCACGGAUGGAGAGUUGACUAUUUCAUCUGUGCAGCGCUCUGAUGCGGGUUAUUACAUCUGCCAAGCCCUCACUGUAGCAGGCAGCAUCAUGGCCAAAGCCCAGCUUGAGGUUGCAGAUGCCCUUAAAGACCGCCCACCACCAAUCAUUCGGCAGGGCCCAUCCAACCAAACGCAGGCGUUGGGAGGUGUGGCCCUACUCAGUUGUCUGGCAUCAGGGGACCCAGAGCCCACGGUCACCUGGCGAAAGAAUGGGGCCAGUCUUCUUGGAAAGGACCCUCGCUUUUCCCUACUGGAGCAUGGCAGCCUUCAGAUCCAGAGUACUAAGCUGUCUGAUUUGGGGUUGUACACCUGUGUUGCCACCAGCUCCAGUGGAGAAACAUCAUGGAGUGCCUACUUGGAUGUUAGAGAUUCCCCUGACCUCAUAGACUUCAUGUCUCACAACGCGUCCGCCCUCCCAGGGCCGCCCUCCAAGCCAGAGGUCACUGAUGUCACCAAGAGCAGUAUCUCGUUGUCAUGGGAACCAGGGCCAGAGGCGGGCUCCCCCGUGUCGUCCUAUGUCAUCGAGGCCUUUGGUCAGUCAGUGAGUAACAGCUGGCAGACAGUGGCGGACCACGUUAAGACCACCGAGUUCACAGUCACUGACCUCCGACCCAAUACUGUCUACCUGUUCAUCAUCAGGGCGGUAAAUGCUCAAGGGCUCGGGGACCCUAGCCCCAUGUCUGAGCCGGUCCGGACCCAAGACAUAAGUCCCACAGCACAGGGAGUGGACCAUCGCCGUGUGCAGAAGGAGUUAGGGGAUGUGGUGGUCAGCAUGCAUAACCCUGUGGUUCUUAGCUCCACCUCUGUGCAGGUUACAUGGACUGUGGAGAAUCCAUCGCAGUUUAUUCAAGGCUACCGGGUUCUGUACCGGCAGACGUCAGGUCUACCCUCCCCAGGGCCGUGGCAGAUAGAGGACCUGAAGGUCGCCUCGGAGAGGGACAUAACUCUCUCAGGUCUGAAGAAAGGCAUCGUGUAUGAGAUUAAAGUGCGGCCAUACUUCAAUGAGUUCCAGGGUGCAGACAGUGAAUCCAUGACGGCACGCACCAUGGAAGAAGCACCUGGAGCACCUCCACAGCAAGUGACAGUGUUGACAGUCGGGAGCCAUAACAGCACAUCCAUCAGCGUGUCAUGGGACCCUCCCCCCUCUGAUGAGCAGAAUGGCAUCAUCCAGGAGUACAAGAUCUGGUGUCUGGCCAACGAAACCCGCUUUCACGUCAAUAAGUCUGUGGACGCAACCAUCCGAUCAGUGGUGGUCGGGGGGCUGCAGGCUGGGGUGCAGUACCACGUGGAGGUGGCUGCAGGCACCAGCGCAGGGGUGGGGGUCAAGAGCAAACCCCAGCUCAUCAUCUUGGGUGCAGAGCUGAGAGACAUAAUGACGGGAUCAGAGGGCAACAACAGCAUCUCAGACGUGGUCAAGCAGCCGGCCUUCAUCGCCGGGUUAGGAGGCGCCUGCUGGAUCGUCCUCAUGGGCUUCAGCGCCUGGCUGUACUGGAGGAGGAAAAAGAGGAAGGGACUCAGCAACUAUGCAGUUCAGUCCUUCACCUUUACCCGUGCAGUUACAUUCCAAAGAGACAGAGGCCUGAUCAGAAACGGAAGCCGCCCAGGGUUGCUGAAAGCAGGCGACCAAGGUCUACCCUGGUUGGCUGACUCGUGGCCCUCCACCAGCCUCCCGGCAAACGGCGGCUUAGGGAGUCCAAAGGGCGGUAGCAACUUUGGCCGAGGAGAUGUUUUACCGUCCGCGGCAGUGGAGAAAACGGGCACCAUGCUGUCUGAUGGUGCCAUCUACAGCAGUAUUGACUUCAUGGGGAAGGCAGGCUACAGCAGCCCGGCACGAGUCAGCCAGCCCACCCCCUACGCCACCACGCAGAUACUCCAGUCCAACAGCUUCCACGAGCUGGCUGUGGACAGGCCAGAUCCCCGCUGGAAGGCAUCCCUGCAGGCCCAGCAGGAGAUGGCAAACCUGGGCUACUCGCUAACGGACAGACGCCCUGGCAGUGGUGCAAAGGUCGGGAAGAAAAAGAAGGUGAAGGGUGGAACAAAGGGCUCUAAAUCAAACGGGACAUGUUGGGCGAACAUUCCCCUGCCUCCACCACCCAUGCACCCUCUUCCUGGUACUGAGGUUGACCUUGACCGCUACCCUCAGGAGAACCACGGAGGAGGGUAUGACAGCAACAGUUGGGCCCCUCCCAUGUCUGUCCAGACCUACCGCCAUCAGAAUUUGGACAAUGACGUCGAAGAGGAGAGAGGUCCCACUCCUCCUCUGAGAGGACGAUCCUCCUCGCCAGGAGCUGCUACCUUCGGCCAACCGUCAUCUUCCUCUCUCAGCUCUGCCCACCAUGAGGAAAUGCAGUCCAUUCUGCAGGCCCACUUGGAUGAGCUGACAAGGGCUUACCAAUAUGAGGUGGCCAAGCAGGCAUGGCACAUGAAGAGCAGUCCAAGUGUGUCCACCACCCCUAUCCCUCCCAUGGACUUCAUGUCUGGUACUCUGGGCUCGGAUUUGGGAGCCACACUGCUUUCUGAAGAAGACGAGGAGGAGGACAGAUACGCUGUUGUGUCAAAGAAUCUGUGUGGCUUUGAAUACACACCCGGUCACAGUGUGGAUAACCUGGAGGGCUCAGGUAAAAGCUCCCAGCAAUGUCGCCCAGAAGGCUCUGGCCCUGCAGACCACGGUGCAGCAGGUACACAUAGCCUUGGCCACAAGAGGGCCCCACUGACUGGCCUCAAACCCCAGACAGACAAGGUCGGGACCCUUCCCAGAAGGAGAGACACCAACACAGACACAGCCCACACACCGGUCAUGAAGCCCCUGCACACUGUGGGUUCCCGAAUGCACAGCUCGUGGGCAGCUGCAGCCUCGGACCCCUCGGAGGAGUGCAUGGUGACCGUGUCGACCCUGGAGCGGCAGCAUAUGGCUUCCUGGAGCGGCACUACAACAUCCAACAGGGCCACCCUGAGCAGGGGCUCCCACAAGAGACCUGGCACAGAUCCCAUCCACAACGGGCAUCCUGCAACAAAUAGCACAGAGAAACGGGAACACUAGUCUUUUCUGAGGCAUCAUUCCCUGCAGUUGCUGCCUGCCUGUCCCGGGACACCUUGUUUGUAAGCGCUAUGAGAUUUUCUCUCUGCUAGUGACACAGAAUGAUUUUUUUUCCGGAAGACGGAGAGGCGACAGAAGGAAGACGGAGCAACCUCGUGCGAGCGAAGAUGCAGAGCUGUAAAUGUCAUGUACAGACACAGACACCAGUCUCACAGUGUUAUUUUCAUCCCCCUCUUCAAAAGAGUAAACAGUAUGUUAUAUGUCCGCUUCUAUUUUCCGUCACAUGGUGUAAAAAGAUUCACACGGUGGAGAUGAGGAAGAAAAAUCACAAUGAAACUACUAAGACUAAGGACGAAGAAAAAGGACUUGCAUAAUUUGUAAAUAUAUUUUUUAAUGUUUCUCUCUUUUUCUUUUGCUUUGCUAUGCAAGCCAAACCCAAUGUUGUCUCUUUUGUGAUUUAUUACUGUGAAUCAUUUUUCAUCAAUGCUCAAACUGUUAGCUUAUUUUGAUGAAGCUACUGUAUUGUUGUACUUUGCACAGAGCAUUUUGGUAAAAAAAAAAAAAAAUAAGCACAAACCCAUUGUCAGCUGAGCUGAGGAGGAGAAUCAUAAUAAUGGCAAAGAGGGACGUCUAUGUUAAAACAGAACCUAAACAGAAGAUAUAUACUUGGCUGUGAUGUUAAUGAAUGAGACUUACUCUUACAAUAUACGGAGAGUUACGAGGAGAAACACAGUGAAAUACUUGAUAAUAAAUGAUAUGCCAAUAUAACUCAUAUCUUAUUAUGCAUUAUGAUAACAGUUGUUUUCAGCAAAUGGUUACCAGAACAUUAUUACUGUAACAAAGCAACACAUAAGUUGUGAUAUCCAAAGCAAACAAAAAGAAAAGUGGUGUCACUUCUCUGCAAUUCCCAUUCUAUGUGAAUACAAAUGUCUAUAUAUUCUUUUUUCAAAUGACAUGACGUGACAUAAACCAGUGCAAUAUUGAAAGGUCAAUAUGUCCGUAACGAGUAAUGUCAGUGAAUGACUUAGACAAAAUUGACCUGCAGCGUUUGAUGGGAACUAUUUAUGAUGUUGGACAUCAAAGAAAUGCAACUAGAUGUGUUCCUAUGUGUUACACUGUUUAUCGGUUAGGAAUUUACACUAUCACCUUACUAAGUUGUGUAGACUUGAACAACUGCCAAAUUUGAAAAAUAUUUUUAGAAAUCUUUUCCACUUUAAAAAAUUGCAGCUAAUUAGCGUUUUCUGCCAAUGAGAUUCACGCUGCGAUGUCUUUACACUUGUUUGGAUGGUUUUGUUCUGAUUGUUGUUCUGGUACUGGCUCUCCCAUACGAAGAAUCUUUACCUGCCAGAUUGGUUUUUUGCCCUCAGGAAUACACAGCCACAUUCAAUUGGGCCAUUUUUUUCAAUCCUUUAAAGCAAAAUAAAAUGUGUAUGUGAAAACAA
Messenger RNA from Labrus mixtus (cuckoo wrasse), 6127 nucleotides. RefSeq names its product roundabout homolog 2-like. Bases 495 to 4688 code for a protein of 1397 amino acids. The record is from RefSeq and is a predicted model, not a curated record. Gene Ontology annotation, molecular function: protein binding. The transcript is spliced from 27 exons. NCBI's taxonomy places the organism in Eukaryota, Metazoa, Chordata, Actinopteri, Labriformes, Labridae.